GGAGGGCACUGGUGUGCCGGGGAGGCUGAAUCACUGUGAUCAUGGAUCUGAAAUGCUUUCUGUUAGUGACUCUUCUGGUGCUUGGUGUAGUAACAAUAAAUGCUCAUGAUCAUCAUGACCACGACCAUCACGACCAUGACCAUCACGAUCAUGACCAUGAUGACGAUAAUGGGCUGGACAUUGAUGAUGACCUAGAAGAGCCUGAAGAAUUAAAGCCGGAGACCAGCAUGCCGCCUCCUGCUCCCAAGGUGACUUACAAAGCCCCGGUCCCAACAGGAGAAGUCUAUUUUUCAGAAUCAUUUGACAAAGGAAGUUUGGACGGGUGGAUUCUCUCCAAGGCCAAGAAAGACGACACAGAUGAAGAGAUUGCCAAAUAUGAUGGUAAAUGGGAAGUCACAGAAAUGAAAGAUACAAAGCUCCCAGGGGACCUGGGCCUUGUCCUAAUGUCACGUGCAAAACACCAUGCAAUUGCCGGCAAACUUCAGAAGCCCUUUGUCUUUGAUAAGAAACCUUUAAUUGUACAAUAUGAAGUUAGUUUUCAAAAUGGAAUUGAAUGUGGGGGUGCAUAUGUGAAACUACUUUCCAAAACUCAAGAACAGAAACCGGAGCAGUUUCAAGAUAAAACACCCUACACGAUCAUGUUUGGCCCUGACAAGUGUGGAGAGGAUUACAAACUGCAUUUUAUUUUCCGGCACAAGAACCCAAAGACGGGUGAAUAUGAAGAGAAACAUGCAAAACGACCAGAUGCAGACCUAAAAUCUUAUUUUACAGAUAAGAAAACUCAUCUUUACACCCUAGUCCUAAAUCCUGAUAACAACUUUGAAAUCCUGGUUGAUCAAACUGUUGUAAACCGUGGGAGUCUCCUAAAUGACAUGAGCCCUCCUGUGAAUCCCCCUAGUGAGAUAGAAGAUCCAGAGGAUAGUAAGCCUGAAGAUUGGGAUGAGAGACCAAAAAUACCAGAUCCCGAUGCUGUGAAACCUGAUGACUGGGAUGAGGAUGCUCCUGCCAAGAUCCCAGAUGAAAAUGCUGUCAAACCAGAAGGCUGGCUGGAUGAUGAACCUGAAUACAUUUCUGAUCCUGAUGCAGAGAAGCCAGAGGACUGGGAUGAAGAUAUGGAUGGAGAAUGGGAGGCACCACAAGUGGCAAAUACUAAGUGUGAGUCUGCUCCUGGUUGUGGAGUCUGGCAGCGACCCACUAUUGACAAUCCCAUGUACAAGGGCAAAUGGAAGCCUCCAAUGAUUGAUAAUCCAAACUAUCAGGGUAUAUGGAAACCAAGAAAGAUCGCAAAUCCAGAUUUCUUUGAAGAUCUGGAACCAUUCAGGAUGACUCCAUUCUACGCAAUAGGCCUUGAACUGUGGUCUAUGACCUCCGAUAUUUUCUUUGAUAAUUUUAUUAUUUGCUCAGAGAGAAAUGUGGCUGAUGACUGGGCUAAUGAUGGAUGGGGCCUAAAAAAGGCAGCUGAUGGAGCUUCUGCGCCUAGUGUGGUGGGACAAAUGAUAUCUGCUGCAGAGGAAAGGCCCUGGCUCUGGAUUGUUUAUAUUUUGACUGUGGCUCUGCCAGUUUUUCUGGUUAUACUCUUCUGCUGCUCUGGAAAGAAACAGCCAUUGGAUGCAGAACACAAGAAGACUGAUGCUCCACAGCCUGAUGUAAAAGAGGAGGAGGAGGAGGAAGAGGAGGAGGAAGGAAAAGACAAUAAGGCUGAAGAGGAAGAGGAUACUGAAGAAAGUGGAAAGCAAAAACCAAAGCAGGAUGAAGAAGAAGGGAAAGAAAGCCAAGAUGAAGAAGAGGCAGAAGAGGAGGCAAAAGAGGAGAUCAAACCUAAGGAGGAUGAAAUUAUAAACAGAUCUCCAAGAAAUCGAAAACUUCGAAGAGAUUAAGAAAGCAAAUAUAUUAAAAAUCCACCAAUGGACUUGAACAUUUGGCAGAAGUUAAUAUAAAAAAAAAGCUUUGUUUUUACAGAGAUAAAAGAAAACUAUCCAGGAACGUUGCAACACUGAAGCCACAAGACAUUGUCACCCACAAGUCGCAGCAGAGAACUUGCGUCAUUAAACUAUGUGUCUAGAUUUAUAAAACCCAAAAGCAUCAUUCCUAUAAUCUAAAUGCAUUUAACACUAGUUGACUUUUUGGUGGGAUGUGCAGUGUAACAUGAAGAACUAACUGUACUGUUCAUUUUUUUUGGUAUUUCUUUUUUUUUUUUUUUUUUUUUUUAUUAAAACUUUUUAAAAGGAGAAGAAAUCUAGUAUUGCCAAACUCUUCCAUUCUUCAGUGUAAUGAAAUGUAUUAAUCCUAGAAAAUAAAUUCAGAAGAGAGCUUUAGGAGAUGUUAGAUCUAAAAUGCAUUUUUCUUUAAAUUUGUUAUUGGCUGCUUGGUUUGCUGAGAACUCCUUCCAAGUUUAAAGUAACCCAUUUUGCUGUUCACAGAAUAUUUUUUUUUUUUGUUUUACUCCCUGUUCCACACAAGUAUUUACAAUACAUGCUUUGGUACUAGAGAGCAUGGUCAGUAGUCCUGACAACAUGCAUGCUGUCCCUGGUUACUGUUAAGCUGCCAGCACUUGAAGUCUUUAUGGACCACCCAGUAAACGGAUGUAUCGGAUACCUCUUUAUUUACAUGUGUGUUCCCAAGUGUAAAUAGAUUCAUAUAGAACUUUUGCUUAGUGUGCAUAAUGCUUUCUACAGAAAUUGACAGUUCCUGUUUUUUUUUUGUUUUGUUUUUACUGAAACUGUAACUGUUCCUACAUCUUUAUUUAAAGCAACUUUGCUGUUUAA
This is a messenger RNA of Xenopus laevis (African clawed frog), 2765 nucleotides long. RefSeq names its product calnexin S homeolog (gene canx.S). Gene Ontology annotation, biological process: ERAD pathway; protein folding. Gene Ontology annotation, cellular component: endoplasmic reticulum membrane; endoplasmic reticulum; mitochondrial membrane. Gene Ontology annotation, molecular function: calcium ion binding. The record is from RefSeq and is marked provisional. Lineage: Eukaryota; Metazoa; Chordata; Amphibia; Anura; Pipidae.